Molecule: messenger RNA, 2691 nt
Organism: Talaromyces atroroseus
Lineage: Eukaryota; Fungi; Ascomycota; Eurotiomycetes; Eurotiales; Trichocomaceae
Product: DNA topoisomerase 1
Exons: 6
Coding region: 1-2691 (896 amino acids)
Biological process (GO): DNA topological change; chromosome segregation; DNA replication
Cellular component (GO): nucleolus; chromosome
Molecular function (GO): DNA topoisomerase type I (single strand cut, ATP-independent) activity; DNA binding
Source: RefSeq, a predicted model, not a curated record
AUGAGUUCAUCCGACGAUGACGCCCCUCUCCUCAGUGCCAACCGUUCUACAGGGGGCGCUCGCUCGGAAAAGAUAAUAUCGAAGUCAACGGAUACCUCGAUGGGCGAUGAGCAGACAGAGAACGGUUCGUUGGACCCGGGUGUUUCUGUCCGGUUUGGACCAGUUGGAGAUGGGGAUGUUGAAAUGGAGGAUGCAGUGAAUGGCGCCAACGGACACACUGCAGGCAAAAGAAGGGCGCGAGUUAGUUCAGGCAAACAGUCUUACGCAGAGCCUGAAAGCAGCGAGGACGAUAAACCUUUAAACAAACGUCGCCGCAUAUCCACGAAGACCAAAGUCGAAUCCGAUUCCGAGGAGGACAUUCCUCUAGCUAGGAAAACAAAUGGCAUCAGGUUGCCCAAAGCUUCGGAAACCGCGAUCGGCGAGGAGUCGGACUCGGACGUUCCUAUCGAGCGCAAACUCUCUAAACAGAAAGCGAAUAUCGAGAAAAGGGCUGAAAAGGAAGCCAAAUCAAUUCGCAAAGCCGAGGCUGCGUCCUCCGCCAAGAAAGCCUCGGUAACAGCAGGCAAGGGCGCAGUGAACGGCAAGAAGCAAAAAGCAAACGGCGUGAAAUCAGAGGAAGGUGCAGGCGUUAAGAAGACUACCAAAGCAAUCAAGGAUGAGCCUGCAACGCCGGUGAAGAAAGGAAAAGGCAAGGCGACCCCUGUCAAGGAAGAAUCCGAAGAAGUCGAGGGAGCUGAGGAGGAAGAGGAGUAUCGCUGGUGGGAGGAUCCUACCAAAGGCGAUGGCACCAUCAAAUGGACAACAUUGGAACACAACGGGGUUGUUUUCCCACCGCCAUACGAGCCCUUGCCGAAGAAUGUCAAGAUGAAAUAUGAUGGCGAACCCAUCACUCUCGAGCCGGACGCCGAGGAAGUUGCGGGUUUCUUUGGUGGAAUGUUGAAUUCUACACACAAUGUUGAAAACCCGACAUUCCAGAAGAACUUUUUCGAGGACUUCAGAGCCAUUAUCAAAAAGACUGGAGGCGCUAAAAAUCAAAAGGGCGAACCAGUGGAUAUCAAAGUCUUCAAGAAAUGUGACUUCAAGCCGAUCUUUGAAUAUUAUGAGAUGAAACGUUUGGAGAAGAAGAAUCUUUCAGCUGCGGAAAAGAAAGCUGUCAAAGCUGAAAAGGAUGAGGCUGAAGCUCCUUACAUGUAUUGCAUGUGGGAUGGACGUAAGCAGAAAGUCGGCAAUUUUCGAGUUGAACCUCCAGGUCUUUUCCGUGGUCGUGGCGAGCAUCCAAAGACAGGAAAAGUGAAGACGCGUGUGAUGCCUGAGCAAAUCACCAUCAAUAUCGGCAAAGAAGCUCAAGUUCCUGCGCCACCAGAAGGUCAUAGGUGGAAGGAGGUCAAACAUGAUCGUGAAGGCACCUGGUUGGCCAUGUGGCAAGAAAACAUUAAUAAGAACUACAAAUACGUUAUGCUUGCUGCCAAUUCUGAUAUCAAGGGCCAGAGCGAUUACAAGAAGUUUGAGAAGGCACGCGAGUUGAAGAAACACAUUGACAGGAUUCGUAAUGACUACCAGAAGGGUCUCAAGUCUGAACUCAUGGUCGAUAGACAGCGUGCAACGGCGGUUUAUCUCAUCGACAAGUUCGCUCUCCGUGCCGGUAAUGAAAAGGGCGAGGACGAGGCAGACACUGUUGGAUGCUGUUCUUUGAAAUACGAGAAUAUCACGCUUCGACCACCAAACACGGUCAUUUUCGAUUUCCUUGGUAAAGAUAGCAUUCGAUUCUACGACGAAGUCGAGGUUGAUCCUCAGGUUUUCAAAAACUUGAAGAUAUUUAAGAAAGAACCAAAGAAAGUUGGCGAUGAGGUAUUCGAUCGACUUACGACUUCUGCUCUUAACAAACAUCUUUCAAACUAUAUGCCAGGCUUGACAGCUAAAGUGUUCCGUACCUACAAUGCUUCUUACACUUUUGCCACGUUGCUCAAGGACAUGAAGGCGGAGGGGUCAGUGGGCGAGAAAGUCAAGCAAUACAAUGAUGCCAAUCGCAAGGUGGCUAUUCUGUGCAACCACAAACGGACAGUUACUGCAGGUCACGCCAACCAAAUGGAGAAACUGGGUGAUCGGAUCAAAGGCCUUCGCUAUCAGAAAUGGAGGGUCAAGAUGAUGAUGUUGGAUAUUGAACCCAGCCUGAAGAAGAAGAAAGGUGCCGCGUACUUUGAACUAGACGAGGAUCUCGACAAGGAAUGGAUCAAGGAGCACCAGGCGUUCCUUGUUGAAGAGCAAAAGCAGAAGAUUGUCAAAAAGUUUGAAAAAGACAACGAGAAGCUGGCGGCCGAGGGUGAAAAGGAGAUGAAGCCCAAGGAGCUGGAUGAACGACUCCUAGUCCUCAAGGACAUGCAGGCGAAGUUCCAGAGAGAAAACAAGACUGGGAAAGUGGAAGCAGAAGGAAAGGGCCAAACAGUUGAGAAAUUGGAGAACAAUGUCGCAAAGCUCGAACAGCGGAUUGAGAAUAUGUCGCUUCAGGCGGAGGACAAAGAGAACAAUAAGGAAGUUGCACUUGGAACUUCGAAGAUCAACUAUAUUGACCCCCGUCUAACGGUAGUCUUUACGAAGAAGUUCAAUGUCCCGAUUGAAAAGUUUUUCUCCAAGACUCUGCGCGAGAAGUUCGACUGGGCUAUCAAGUCAGUUGAUGAGGAUUGGGAAUUUUAG